This is a messenger RNA of Asparagus officinalis (garden asparagus), 1790 nucleotides long. RefSeq names its product scopoletin glucosyltransferase-like. Bases 87 to 1529 code for a protein of 480 amino acids. Gene Ontology annotation, molecular function: UDP-glycosyltransferase activity. Lineage: Eukaryota; Viridiplantae; Streptophyta; Magnoliopsida; Asparagales; Asparagaceae. The record is from RefSeq and is a predicted model, not a curated record. The transcript is spliced from 2 exons.
ACUAGGUAAUAGUCUUGUGCUCCUUAGCCAAAUCACUCAAAACAACACCUGCAAGGUUUUCACUGGAUUUUCACAUUCUGUGAAAAAUGGAUUCAACUCAAGGCCAUCACGACCUCCACAUCUUCUUCUUCCCAUACUUAGCACUCGGCCACAUGAUCGCCUACCUCGACACCGCCCUCCUCUUCGCCUCUCGCGGCGUCAAGGUCUCCUACAUCACCACCGCCGGCAACCUCCCCUCCCUCCUCCCCGCAGUCUCCUCCGCUGCCGCCAACGGGGCCUCUAUGCAGCUCCUCUUACUCCCUUUUCCCUCCGAAGAGGUCGGCCUCCCCUCCGGCUGCGAGAACACCAACUCCCUCCCCAUGACGGACGCCGCCCACGAAAAGUUCUACAACCUCAUCCAGCUCCUACAACAGCCUCUUCGCCAGCUCAUCGUCGACCACCGUCCAGACUUCCUCGUCGCCGACGAGCUCUACCCGUGGACCUCCGACCUCGCAAUCUCUCUCAACAUCCCUCGUGUCGUCUUCAACGUGUUCUCGCACUUCGCCGUCUUCAUCCUCGAUCAAGUCGAACAAAUGAUGAUUAACUCCCGCAACGAUGAUAAGCCAUUCGUCGUCGACGAGAUCGAGAUCACGAAAGCCGAGCUGCCCAAAGUGUUCCAUUACCCCAAAAUAGCUCUCGACAUGUUCAGAGAAGCCAGAAACAAGAGCUACGGCUUACUCUUUAACAGCUUCGACGAGCUCGCGCCUGAGUACGCUGAGAGGCUGAAAAUGGACGGUAAGAGUAGAGUGUGGAAUGUGGGGCCCGUCUCUCUCAGGCACUGGAAAGAAGCUGAUGUCGACGGUAAUGACGAUAAGGGGAUCAAAGCAUGGCUAGACGAUAAGAAAGAUCGGUCGGUGCUCUACAUCGCGUUCGGUAGCGAAUGCGUCUUCAGCGACGAUCAGCUACGAGAAAUCGGUCUCGCGUUGGAGGGUUCGGGAAGAGCCUUUAUAUGGGUGGUGAGGGGCGGAGGCGGGGGUUUGGAUACGAUCGGGGAUUGGUUGCCGAAGGGAUUCGAAGAGAAGGUGGAGGGGAGAGGGUUGGUAGUUCGAGGAUGGGCGCCGCAAAGGCUGAUACUGAACCAUCCGGCGUUGGGAGCGUUCGUGACGCACUGCGGAUGGAACUCGACAGUGGAGGCGCUGAGCUGCGGGGUGCCGAUGAUCGCCUGGCCGCUGCAUUCGGAGCAGUUCGUUAACGAGAGGCUCAUUGUGCAGGUGUUGGGGACGGGGGUGAGUGCAAUUGAACAAGGGGUGAAGAGGUCGACAUUCGCGGAGCAGAAGGAGGUGGUGAAGGCGGAGGCUGUGAAGAGGGCCGUGGAUAGGGUGAUGGGCGAAGGAAGAGAGGCGGCGGAGAUCAGGAGCAGGGCGGAGAAAUACAAGAAGAUAUCAAGGGCCGUCGUAGAGGAAGGAGGAUCAUCGUAUGUCAAUUUGACUAGCAUGAUUCAGGAACUUACUAAGGUAGCCAGGGAGAAAAAGAGAGAGGCGGGUUAUUGAUAUUCACUGUAACCUUAAUCAUUGUCUGAAGAGAAGAAUUCAGAAUGGUUGUUAGAGUUUCCUAAAGUUUCCCUAAAGUUUAGCUUUCUGUUGAAAUAAGUCAUAUUCCUUAGGCCAUGUUUAGUUUAUCUUUUAAUUAUUCAGUUGCUGAAAUCACAUAGCAAUUGUGGCUAUGGUGAACUAGUUCUUUUCAUUUUCUGUUAUGAUGUAGAGGAUUUUUAAGAAGCCUGAGUUGUUCAAUAAGAUGAUGAGAUUCAUUCC